Messenger RNA from Lodderomyces theae, 435 nucleotides. RefSeq lists its product as uncharacterized. Gene Ontology annotation, cellular component: Vps55/Vps68 complex; endosome. Gene Ontology annotation, biological process: late endosome to vacuole transport via multivesicular body sorting pathway. The record is from RefSeq and is a predicted model, not a curated record. The coding region runs from base 1 to 435 and encodes 144 amino acids. The transcript has a single exon. NCBI's taxonomy places the organism in Eukaryota, Fungi, Ascomycota, Pichiomycetes, Serinales, Debaryomycetaceae.
AUGAACCCAUUGAACAAAAUCAUCUUCCUAUCUGCGUUUCUUGCGUCGGGGUUCCUAUUGAUCCUUCUAUCAUGUGCCUUAUACAACAACUAUAAACCGCUCUGGGUCAUUGCCAUUUUCCUUUCGGCACCACUUCCAAACAUAAUAGCAAACGCUAUAGAAAACUCCAGAGACAACAACUUCCUCACAUUUAAUGACUACGGGACUUCCAAUGAGGGCAAUGCUAGUCCGUUGCAAGAGUUUGCCAGGUUCACCACGGGUGUGUUGAUCGUCAGCGGCAUUGCUUUGCCAUGGAGCUUGUACCACUGUUAUUUAAUAGGGUUGGAAUCGUUCAUCCUAAGUGUCACCGGAGGGUUGAUUGUGUAUUCAGAUAUCAUCAUAUUCAUCUGGUUUUUCAACAACGAAGAGGAGGAGAACGACGAGUUCAACUUUUGA